This is a messenger RNA of Uranotaenia lowii, 682 nucleotides long. RefSeq lists its product as uncharacterized. The record is from RefSeq and is a predicted model, not a curated record. The coding region runs from base 44 to 592 and encodes 182 amino acids. The transcript is spliced from 2 exons. NCBI's taxonomy places the organism in Eukaryota, Metazoa, Arthropoda, Insecta, Diptera, Culicidae.
ACCUUUACUUAGCUGAGUUCUGCCUCUGAAGGAAAGUCUCAAGAUGAAGUUCGUCCUGUAUUCCGGUUUGUGUCUCGCCUUUGCCUCGGUGACUUUGGCCGCUGUUUCGAAGCCCCAGGCCGCUCAACUGGAAACGACGUUCAAGGCCUUUGAAAAGUGCGCUUUCCAGGUGGGCAACAUUUUGGAUAACAAUGAAAAACCCAUUCGGAAACUGGCCGGUUCAUCUGUGGCCAAGCUCUGUGAGGAGGUUGGAGAAUCCGUUGUGGUCCUGAAUGAAACGAUCUAUGGUGCCUGGGAUGAGCUGAUGGCGGUGAGCAAUGACGCUCAGGCAGCUGCGCUCGGUGCCAACGUUAAGACCCUCUCGGAUGCUACCUGCAAGCUUGGUACCGACCUGGCCGCAGCUCUCAAGACUAAGUCGUUGACUAACUUCAAGACAGCUACGGCUGGCUAUAUCAAAUCGGCUGGCCUUGCUGGAAAUACGCUGGUCAGCAACCUGAACAAGAUGAACAAUGUUGAUGCUAAGAAUGUUAGCGACGUCAUCGUGGAUCUGGUUAAGAUUGUUGGCAAAAUCCGGAAGGCGUUGAGUAUUUGAAGAUAAGUACCCUGUUACUGACUCAGUUGAGAAUUGAAAAAGGUUUCAAAUGGUGGUUUAAUAAAAUUGUCUAAAACAAAGAGAAGUCAA